UUAUUUUCUCCCUACUUUCCAACCUUCACUGCUUUGGAUUCUCCUCUCCUCUAUUCAUUACAAAUUGGCAAACCAUUUUUCCAAAUUGUCAUGAAUGUGAAAAGGCUUCUGGUGGAUUGAAGAAUGUUAUAUCUAUUUGCUAUUUGAUACAAUAAUUGACUACUCAACUGUCAAUCUAACAAGAUGGCAGGUGUUUAUUGGAUCGCUUUCUUGGUAGUUUUAUUUUGUCUUGUUGGUGCAUUUGAUGCUAGUGCUGGAGAUGCUGACCCUUUGUACAGGGCUUGUUUUGGCCAGUGUAAAGAGACCGGAUGUGCUGGAGAAACAUGCUUCCCGCAUUGUAAAACUCCUUCAAAUGAUUCUUCUUCUGAUGAUAACUGGUACUUAAAAGAGCCUCUAUACCUAUGGUUGAAACAAGCGAAUUGCAUAAGUGAUUGCCAGUAUCACUGCAUGCUUCAAAGAGAAGAAGAACGAGCGACACAUGGAUUUGGGCCUGUGAAAUAUCAUGGGAAAUGGCCAUUCAAACGAGUGUUUGGGCUUCAGGAGCCAGUGUCUGUUGCUUUCUCUGCGCUUAACCUUGCAAUGCAUCUCCAUGGAUGGUUGUCCUUUUUCAUGCUUAUUUACUACAAGUUACGAUCAAACUCUGAUGAGACGACCUGCUACAGUUACAGUAGUUUGUGGCACAUUUACGCGUUCUUGUCUAUAAACUCAUGGUUAUGGAGUGCCGUCUUCCACAGCCGAGACAUGGAUUUUACAGAAAAGCUGGACUACUCAUCUGCUGUGGCGUUACUUGGAUUUUCACUGAUUUUAUCAGUAUUAAGAAGUUUCAGUGUAAAGAAUGAGGCGACGAGAGUUUUGGUUGCCGCUCCAUUGCUUGCCUUCACAGUCACUCAUAUAUUGUACCUGAACAACUAUCAAAUGGACUAUGGAUGGAACAUGAAAGUUUGUGUUGUGAUAGCUGUUUCUCAACUUCUAAUUUGGGCAGUCUGGGCUGGAAUUAGCCGUCAUCCUUCUCGGUGGAAGUUAUGGACGGUGGUUGUGGGAGGUGGCCUCGCUAUGCUCCUAGAGAUCUACGACUUCCCUCCAUAUCAAGGACUAGUAGAUGCCCAUGCACUUUGGCAUGCGACCACAAUCCCUCUGACCUAUAUCUGGUGGAGUUUCAUCAAGGAUGAUGCAAAGUUUGGAACUUCAAACUUGAGUAAAAAAGUGAAGUAGUGUUUUCCGACAGAGUUUUAUAUCGCUUGAU
This is a messenger RNA of Lycium ferocissimum, 1243 nucleotides long. RefSeq lists its product as uncharacterized. Gene Ontology annotation, biological process: GPI anchor biosynthetic process. Gene Ontology annotation, cellular component: endoplasmic reticulum membrane. Gene Ontology annotation, molecular function: hydrolase activity, acting on ester bonds. NCBI's taxonomy places the organism in Eukaryota, Viridiplantae, Streptophyta, Magnoliopsida, Solanales, Solanaceae. The record is from RefSeq and is a predicted model, not a curated record. The transcript has 6 exons. The coding region runs from base 184 to 1212 and encodes 342 amino acids.